This is a messenger RNA of Saccharomyces mikatae IFO 1815, 1188 nucleotides long. RefSeq names its product Cic1p (gene CIC1). Bases 1 to 1188 code for a protein of 395 amino acids. The transcript has a single exon. NCBI's taxonomy places the organism in Eukaryota, Fungi, Ascomycota, Saccharomycetes, Saccharomycetales, Saccharomycetaceae. The record is from RefSeq and is a predicted model, not a curated record.
AUGGUCAAAAAGGGUAGUUCAAAAAAAUCCACACCUGUGGGCACACCAAGCAAAGAAAAGAAGAAAGUUGUUGAAAAGAAGAAAGUUGUUGAAAAGAAGAAGGUUGCUGAAAAGAGGAAAGUUGCUGAAAACAAGUCUUCUGCAGUUAUUCCUAGAGAACGAGUCACUAAAGCUGUUGGUGAGCUCAUAAAAUUUACCUCGAAGCCAGAAGGUAAUGUCAACGAAGAAGAAGAAAAAAAUGGUAAGAAAAUGUUAUUGGAAGAUGACGAAGAAGAAUUGAAGAAAGAUUUACAAUUGAUCGUAGUAAAUAAUAAAUCAUUCACUGGGACUUCCAAAUCUUUCAAGUUGAAAUUAUUAAAUGUUAAACAUUCUUUUUACAGGCCUUGGAAACAAGCCAGUGUAACUUCAGUUAAGGAUUUUAAAGUUUUAUUGGUUUUAAAAGAUUCUGAUGUUAAAAAAGUGUCACAAGAUGAUUUAUUCGACAAGCUAGAUUCAGAAGGAAUCAAAGUUGAUGAAAUUAUUUGCGGCAAAGAUUUGAAGACAGUGUACAAAGCAUAUGAGGCCAGAAGUGCUUUUAUAUCCCAGUUUUCCUUGAUCUUAGCUGACGACAGUAUAGUUACAUCUUUGCCAAAACUUAUGGGAGGCAAAGCGUACAACAAAGUGGAAACCACACCUAUAGCAAUUAAAACGCAUGCGAAUAAGGAGUUUUCUUUAAAGACUUUGACAAACAAUAUCAAAAAGGUAUACCUAAGUCAAUUGCCUGUCAAACUCCCAAGAGGUACCACUUUGAACGUCCACUUAGGUAAUUUGGAAUGGUUAAAGCCAGAAGAGUUCGUAGAUAAUGUUGAAUUAAUCUCAGAACAAUUGAUCAAGGCGUUCUCAAUCAGAUCCAUUUUUAUCAAGACGAAUAAAUCGCCUGUAUUGCCAUUAUACUAUAACCAAGACGUUCUUGAUGAACUUGUCGCUAAAAAGGAGAAAACUGUCGAAACACAUGAAGACAACAUGGUUACCAUUGAUGGUGUCCAAGUUCAUUUAUCUACUUUCAACAAGGGUUUGAUGGAAAUUGCUAAUCCUUCUGAAUUGGGCUCAAUUUUCUCCAAACAAGUUAACAAUGCUAAAAAGAGAUCUUCUAAUGUGCUUGACAAGGAAGCUAGUGAAUCUGAAGCUGUGAAGAAAGCUAAAAGUUAG